Molecule: messenger RNA, 1381 nt
Organism: Drosophila pseudoobscura
Lineage: Eukaryota; Metazoa; Arthropoda; Insecta; Diptera; Drosophilidae
Product: protein CROWDED NUCLEI 3
Exons: 5
Coding region: 66-1328 (420 amino acids)
Source: RefSeq, a predicted model, not a curated record
AUUUGUAAACGAAUUCGAAAUUUUCAGCCUAUGCUUGGCUCGUUUGUUUCUCUCGUAGAAACCACAUGACACAGGAGCAGAACAAUUUAUCGGCCCCCAGAGGCACUUUCGAUAUAAGCAGCGAUGUAGAGCACCUAAUAGACAAUACCAACGAGGACAUGUCGAAGUUUCGUGAAAAGGUUCAGCAUCUGAUGGACAACGUAGCCGAGGUGGUGGGGGAAAACCAGCAACUCCGCCACGAGUUGGCCAGAUACAAGCUGGCGGAGACAAGAAAGCCUGGUGGCAUUGAGGAGGUCCAGCAGCGAAGCCAGAUGACCGAAGACGCAUUGGCUACUGCCUUGAAACAGAUCGAUUUUCUGCAGAAGGAGCGAGGCAGCCUGAAAAUGAUCCAUGAGUGCUCACAGCGUACCAUCGAUAACAUGGAGAAGGAGCUAAAGAACUACCGGAAACAGCUUCAAGACUCGGGCGACGACAAGGUCAUCAAUAAGUACAUUCAAGCUAUUAAAAUGAUGGAGGGUAGGGUCGACAGCCAAAAAAACGACAUACGCGCACAGGCAGAGAUGAUUCAAGUUCUGCACGAUCAAAAACAGCGCAGUGGUAAGCAGCUCCUGGAAAUGCAGGCGAAGCUACAGGAGCAGGAACACCAGUCGGCGGUCAAUUACGAGAACUCAAUGGAAAUAGCCGCUCUGAAGCAGCAGGUCAUGGAUUACGAGCAGCGUCUGCAUGACGCUCAACAGCUGCUCAGGGAGAGCCACAAGCGGGAGGAAGUGGCCAUGGCCAAGGUCCAGGAAGCCCUCAACCUCAGCGAUUCGGCUGCUCGGGAAAAGACCGAUGCGGAGAGACGAUCCGAGAGCUACAAAGUGGAGCUGGCUCAGCUGGCCAAAAAUAUGGGCGUCAUCUUGGAGGAAGAAGCGAAACGUGUAGACAACGAGGUAAAAGUGCUAAGAUCCAAGCAUCGCGAGAAGCUGAAACAGCAUAAGGCGGAGCACAUAGCGAAAAUGCAAGCGCUGGUGACACGCUACACUCAAUUGGAGAAAAAGUAUAAUGAGGUUUUAGAUCAGAAUGAAAAACUCUACGCUGAGCUGCAAGACACUAGCCAGCGUCUGAACGACGACAAGCAGAAAAUAUCCGAACUCAAGAUCUACGAGACUCGAGUGAGCGAAUACAUCCAGCACCAAAGAAAAAUAAACGAAGAGUACAAGAAGGCAAGGAAUGACCUAACGACAAAGUUUCAGCAGGAGGUCAGACGUCUUAUGGAUAUGAACUCAGAGCUGAAGGCCGAAAUAACGAUUUUAAAGGGGGAAAACUCCAGAAACCAUACCAUUUAGAAUAGCUUGCAAACUGUACAAAUAUACGUAUAUUAGUUAAGUUAUGGCAUAAA